CCUGAAUUGAAGUGGUGAGUCCUCUUCAUACUAAAUCUCCGCAGUCUCUCUCUCUAGCAAAACCGCUAAGAGCAAUUACUGUGUUGUAAUUGCCUGUUGAUCUUGCUGGAAUAUUGAAUCUCGUAUGAUGGGUAUGGCAAGCUGUGUGGACAACCAAUUGUUUAGGUUGCCAUGCCAAACGAGGAAGAUAGAUCUGGAAAGGAUCCACCAACUUUAUAUUAGAGCUGCACUUAGAGUGAGGAUAAAAUAUCAAAAAUCAAAUUAUCUAAAGAUAGCUUCAAGUGCAAAAAAAACUUUGAAUCAUUCGUCUUGGCAAACGUUUUCAUUGCCUAUAAAUAUUGAUGAGGAGCCUUUAUCAUCAGCUUCACAUGAAUAUUCUGAUGACGAAGAUGUUUUUGGAACUUCUGCAGAAGCGCAGCCAUUGAGUAGUGAUGAGUUGAAGGCUCUACUCUCUGAUACUGAAAGACAAAAGCUUAUCAGGAAACUCAGUGAAGCCAAUCAACAAAAUAGGUUUCUAAAGCGUCAGUUGUAUGAGAAAGAGGAGGAGUUGGUUAACUUCAAAAGUGAACUUGCUACAAUGGAACUAGAGAUGCAGGCCUUGGUAAUGUUGGCUAAAGAAAUCACUAAUUUAGAAUUCCCACGAGGUUCAAGAAAAAUUAACGGGAGAUAUAUUCAGUCUCACCUUCUCUCUCGUCUACAAGGUAUACAAGAAAAACUAAAGGAUCAGAUAAAGGGUGUUGAGGCUGCAGAAUCCAAAGAGGUAUCCUUAUUUUGGUUCGGCAUGGCUGAGAGUGUACAAGUAAUGGGCAGUUUCAAUAGCUGGAAUCAAGGAGAGUACCUCUCACCCGAAUAUAAUGGUACUUUCUCAAAAUUCAUGGCAACGUUAAUGCUUAGACCUGGAAGAUAUGAAAUCAAGUUCUUGGUGGAUGGAGAGUGGCGAUUAUCACCGGAGCUCCCCACUGUCGGUGACGGACUAACUGAAAACAACUUGCUGAUUGUUGGAUAGUUGCGACAAUUUCAGAAUAAUUUCAAAUAAGAUUCUUCUUAGUAUUGUAGCAUGCUUCUACAUAUGCAUCUUAAUUUGUAUAUUAUUAUUCAGAUAUUAUGUGGUUAGUGACUUUAUGCUUUUGAUUAGUGGGCUAGGAAUUUAAUUAAUAUUUAUUUGUAUUUUUAUUCAAUGUUAUAUUUUAUUAAUAAUAAAGUUGUUAAAAUAGUUAA
Messenger RNA from Impatiens glandulifera, 1218 nucleotides. RefSeq names its product protein PTST, chloroplastic. The record is from RefSeq and is a predicted model, not a curated record. Lineage: Eukaryota; Viridiplantae; Streptophyta; Magnoliopsida; Ericales; Balsaminaceae. The transcript is spliced from 9 exons. Bases 125 to 1006 code for a protein of 293 amino acids.